GCUGCCACGAGUGCGCAUGAGCAGCUCGCCGGCGCGGGCCGGGGGCGCGGUGAGGCGCGUGUGGGCGUGGUGUUCUCCGCUCUGCCCCACCGCCCGCUGUGGGGCUGUUCCGUGCCCUGCCGCCGCAGUGGGUCUGCUGUGCGGCCCGCAGGCGGGGUGGCAUUUCUUGAGCCUCCUAUCGCGACUCAAGUCUCCCGCCUGUGUCGGUUAGCCGCCGUGGGGCCGCGGGGCGGCUGCUGCCCGCCUGCUCGCUAAAACGCAGCGCCCAGCUUUGCGCCUGCAUUGCAGUAGGCGGGCAGCGCCUCAUCCGGAUUGGGAAAUUUGGGAACCGCGGGCACGUUCGUGGAGCCCGUUUCCAAAUUUCCUGUCUCGUCGCAUCCAGAUGUCCUGUAGCAUGGCUGCUGAAGAGGACUUCUUUUUGGAAGAAAAAAGAUUCAGGCAGUACUGUGAAGAAUUUAUUAAACAUUCACAACAAAUAGGGGAUGGCUGGGAGUGGAGAACUACCAAGGACCUUGGUGAUGGUUAUCUCAGUAAAACACAUUUCCAAGUAACAAAUAAAAGCAUCCCACCAGAUAUCAAGAAGAAAAACGAUAACAAUGAACAAACGUUGCUUACACAUGUUGAAGAAUCUUUGGAUGAUUCUCAAGUAGCUGGAGUCUGUGCAACAGAAGAAGUAAUUCGCUAUGAAUAUCAUGUCUUGUAUUCCAGCAGCUACCAAGUACCUGUGCUUUAUUUUAGGGCUUGUUUUUUAGAUGGAAGGCCUUUGACACUGGAUGAAAUAUGGAAAAGUGUUCAUGUGUGCUACCAGGCUCGUCUGCAGGAAGGGCCGUGGGACACUAUUACACAGCAGGAGCACCCCUUACUUGGACAGCCAUUUUUUGUUCUACACCCCUGCCGGACUAAUGAGUUCAUGUGCUCUAUACUGUCCAGUUCACGAAAAGAGAACAGACACAGAAAUUACAUUAUAUUGUGGCUAAGUACUGUAGGCCCAGUUGUGGGUCUAAAUCUACCCUUGAGUUACGCAAAGCUGGGACCCGCGCAGAAUGCAAAUGCUGAAAUGGAUUGAAAUUUUAUUGAAAGACCCCUGAGUUUGAGGACAGGUGAUAUAGCCAUGUAGUAAAGCUACUGCAGACUUUGCUAGAGAAGAAACAAACACAGACCAAAGGAAUUCUGUGUAAUUGGUAAGCAGUACAACACUGAAAGAUGACUGUUCAUGGCUCUCUUUGGCAAGUACUUGCUUAGUUACAGCUGAAGCCUUAAGAGUUGGCCGUAGUUGUGAUGACAACUCCCAAACACCAUGAAUACUUGUACUCCCUUGUGAUGGCACUGACCCUUUGAAGUCACUCAUUUUCUUCCUCUGCUUUACUGUGGUUACGGCCUUAGCAGGGCUUCACACAAAUGCACAAACCUCCGGUUCCUUGAUACAGAGUUGAAAUGCUGUGUUUGAGUCUACUAAAUGUACCUACUUUCACUUUUCUACUGCACGGUGUGUGAUAAUAUGUACAGGAAGGACUUGCAGAAUGUGUUUUAAGCUUGUAGCAAUCAGUGCCUGGGACUACAUUGUCUAGGGACCGCCUUCUCCACCAUAGCCUGAUACACUGACCCUCCUGGUAUUCCACAUCACACACAUAAAAUAUCCGAAUCCCAGAGCUGAAUAAAACUUUCCUCAGAAGAUAUUCUGUAUGUCGUGCUUCAGAAAGAAAACUGGAUCAGGAUUCUGUGAACAGAGAGUACUUAUAGUCUAUAUUGUUACUAAGCAGGUAUGGUUCUAGUGUUCAAGGUGCCUAAUGCUAUCCUGUGAGAACAUCAGGCUUUUACCUGCCUCUGUGCCUCUGAAGGAAGCUUUGCCAUACCCUGAGAGAGUAACUGUUGUAGUCAGUUAGUAUUUAUCAUUGUGCUAGUAGUUGUUCACAUGUUUAGUCCCCAUCCUGCAGACUUUGUGCAAGCAUCCCCUGACAGCUGUUGAAGUUCGAGCAAGUAGGAAUCACAUAGUAGUGUAGUCAGUGAGAAACAGACGAAACUUCUGUACAAGGCAUCUUGGAUUCCUUCCCAAUCACAUUUAUGUGUAAUAUAAAACAGACCACUAGUCCUAAGCAGGAUGGAAUUUCAAAUUUUAUUUUUUAUGUUCAGCAAUAUCUAACGUAUGCCACAUCAGAGCUGGAAAUAUAAGAUACAGCAGUUUUCAAAUUCUGUUUUUUUUUUCUUUAUAUUGUGCUUGGUUGCAUAUUUUAAACUUGCAUCAUAUGUUUUUAGUGGAUUGAAAUAAAGCCUUUGAAAUUUCA
Molecule: messenger RNA, 2282 nt
Organism: Numida meleagris (helmeted guineafowl)
Lineage: Eukaryota; Metazoa; Chordata; Aves; Galliformes; Numididae
Gene: ATG10
Product: autophagy related 10
Exons: 8
Coding region: 383-1066 (227 amino acids)
Biological process (GO): macroautophagy; protein modification by small protein conjugation; protein lipidation
Cellular component (GO): intracellular anatomical structure
Molecular function (GO): Atg12 transferase activity
Source: RefSeq, a predicted model, not a curated record